This is a messenger RNA of Ustilago hordei, 609 nucleotides long. RefSeq lists its product as uncharacterized. Lineage: Eukaryota; Fungi; Basidiomycota; Ustilaginomycetes; Ustilaginales; Ustilaginaceae. The transcript is spliced from 2 exons. Gene Ontology annotation, biological process: mitophagy. The record is from RefSeq and is a predicted model, not a curated record. Gene Ontology annotation, molecular function: mitochondrion autophagosome adaptor activity. The coding region runs from base 1 to 609 and encodes 202 amino acids.
AUGCCAUCAAAAAUCAGCAAAAGGAACCCUCGACGUCGAGACACCGACCUUGACAUAGACGACGAAGUAGCAUCCUGGGACUCGCUUUCCAACGCAUCGUCAUCCGGGAGUCGCAGCUCCUCCUCCUCCUCCUCCUCCUCAUCUUCUGACGGUGGUCUCACGUCAAAGCUUCCAACCCUCCCUGACCUUAGAUUUGAGCAAUCGUACCUGGCCACCAUCCGCAACUUCUUGCACGAAGACCCACCAUGCUCAACAUCACAAGACGACUCACCUGAGUUCAACGAAAAGCAAGACCUUACCGACGAGAAGGAGCAAGACCAUCAUCAUGAGGUCGAGAUCACACGAAGUAACGCUGACAAGAAGGGUCACGAGCUAUGGUUGGGUAACUUGAGAGUUGAACUGUUUCCCAUUCUGUACGUGACAAUUCGUGAUCAGCUGCUCACACCUUUGGUGCAGGGAGCAGUAUGGGGUCUGGGUGGGCUGCUCCUUACUCAAGUGAGACAGUACAUGUCGGCUAGAGUCAAGGUUGCAAAGAUGAGCAAGGGAAACGCAGGGCCAAGAGGAUCCAAUCCGAACAUUUUGCGUUCCCUCGGUCUCAGCAAGAGGUGA